Molecule: messenger RNA, 2106 nt
Organism: Pseudozyma flocculosa PF-1
Lineage: Eukaryota; Fungi; Basidiomycota; Ustilaginomycetes; Ustilaginales; Ustilaginaceae
Exons: 3
Coding region: 1-2106 (701 amino acids)
Biological process (GO): fatty acid catabolic process
Molecular function (GO): amidase activity; fatty acid amide hydrolase activity
Source: RefSeq, a predicted model, not a curated record
AUGGUGUGGCCUUUCUCCGGAUCCAAGAGGAUCCACAACUACGACAAGAUCCAGGCCCACCUCCAGGCUCGAGAUCGCGCUCUGGCCCUGGCACUGCCCCCCUCUUCGACGGUCGGCAAGGACGAGAUCGAAAAGAGCCUCAACGGCUCAGACGCCGGCGAGUAUGUGCUCAACGGCAUGGACAUCAGCAUCAAACCCCUCGAUCGCCAGAUUCUCGCCGCCGACUUCGCCUCAAUCACAGGUGGGAUCGAAACCAGGCGCUGGACGGCCGUCGAUGUCCUCGCCGCAUACAUCCGCAGCGCCAGGCGAGCUCAUAUCCGCACAAACUGCAUCACCGAAGUCAACCUCGACCAUGCCCUCGUGCGUGCGGCCGAGCUCGACAAGUACUUUGAGCAGACGGGCAAGCUGGUCGGCCCGCUUCACGGCGUGCCCAUCUCGAUCAAGGAACACUACAACAUGAAGGGCGUGCCGCUUUCGCUCGGCUUCACAUCCUGGUUUACCAAGCCGGCUCCAACCGAGUCGGCCUCAAUCGUCCUGCUCGCCGAGCACCUUGGCGCUAUCCCCUUUGUCAAGACAAACAUCCCGCAGACGAUGCUGGCGUUCGAGUGUCAGAACCCCGUCUUUGGCAGAACACUCAACCCAUACUCGCCCCACCACAGCUGCGGUGGGUCCUCGGGCGGCGAGGCCGCGUUGAUCGCCAGCGAUGGAUCGCCUGCGGGCGUCGGCUCCGACAUUGGUGGAAGCCUGCGCAUCCCCAUCGGCUACUGCGGCCUCUACUCGCUCAAGCCGAGCGCCAAUGUUUGGCCCAUGGCAGGCAGCGCCGACUUUGCCAAGGGCUUCGAAGGCAUCACGGCGGUACCAGGCCCCAUCACCCGAUCCGCUCAGGACCUUGAGGCCUUCCACUCUGCGAUCGUCCAGGCUUUGCAGCCUCCCAGGCCCAGAGUGACUGCAGGCGAUGCAGAGCAGGCUGGUGACGAGCUUGCCAUCGCCACCGUCGAGCACGACAGGCUCAUGAAACAGGUCGGCCUUGCCGGAACCAUCCACAGCUCAUACAAUCCCACCUGGCUCCAGCCGCUCAAGGUCGCAGAGAAGCGCGGCACACCGCUCCGAGUCGGCUACUAUUUCACCGAUGGCUUCAUCAAGACCACCCCGGCCUGCUACCGAGCGGUCAAGGAGUCGAUCGAAGCCCUGCGAGCCAAGUACCCCAGCCAACAGGUCGAGCUGGUCGCCAUCGCGCCCAAGGACGUCCAGCCCGUCGAGGGACUCGAGCACUUCCUCGGCCUCAGCUCGGCCGAUGGCUACGACUACCUCACCGUGCCGCACCUGGGCAAGGACCGGGCUGAUCCCGUCCUGAUGCUGCCUCUCCUGCUGGCGAGGCUUCCAGUCUUUUUGAAGAGGAUCAUUGCCUUCAUCGCGCGUUUUGUGCUGAGGGACGCGAGGAUGGCGAGGCUGGUCCUGGCCGCGGGCAGGAGAAGCGCGAAGAAGUACUUCCAAGUCACCGAGAGCCGCACCAAGUUCUGCGACGCCUGGAAGAAGCGGGUGUGGGACGCUUACGAGCUCGACGCCAUCAUCUGCCCGGUCCAGGCCUCGCCGGCCGUGCCGCACGGCGGCGCGACCAACCUGGCGAUGAUGUGCAUCGCCACGGCACUCUACAACAUCCUCGACUGCGCCGUCGCCACCUUGCCCGUGACGCGAGUCAGCGCCGAGACCGACUCGCACCGGGCCGCCGACUUCAAGAACUCCGACACCGCCGAGGCCACGAGGAGCACCUACGACGAAUGGUCGCAGGACCCAGAGCUCAAGAAAUGCAGCCACCUCGUCAACUUUGAGCUGUACACGCAGGGUGUUUACGACGCCAAGAAAAUGGCGGGACUGCCAGUCGGCGUGCAGGUGGUGGCUCGACCGUAUGAGGAGGAAAAGGCGAUCGGCAUCAUGAGGCUGCUCGAUGAUGCUCUGCCUCCCGCCGCUCAGAGAGGAGGCGGCUGGGUCGACCAGGUCGACAGGAAUGGUCGCGCGCUCGAAGGCGCCAAGGCCACCAAGGUUCGCUGCGCCGGUUUUGGCCCCGGCAGCUACACUGAGCAGGUGUAUGGUCAGGCCAAGGCCUGA